CUUUUCAACAGAAGAACAAUCCUUAACCUCGCUUUACUUUUGUUUUUUAGUAAUUAGUACUUGAGUCAAAAAAUAUUGUUUGAUAUUGUUCCUAGAAAAUUAAUAAAACCACCGUCACCGCUGUGCUGUAUAAUUAUGGAUACUAGAAGCUGUGAAUCAGGACUCUCAGAGUUUCUUGUAUUUGUACCACCGGCAAAGGCAACUGAGGCAUCAACAAACCAGGAACUAAGUGAUACAUCUCCAGCUCCAAUUACUUGGUCCACAAAUCAAACCAAAGUACUUUUAGAUUUGUACCAAAAAUAUAGAGUGAGGGUUGGUACUGCACAAAUAAAAAAUUUCAAAAAAUUGUGGGAAAUUCUAGCAAAAGAAUUAAAUGGAUUGCUUAGAACCAACGUUACAGCUGGUCAUGUAGAAAAUAGAUGGAGAGUUUUAGAAAGAGCAUACAAACGAUACGUGGACAAUCAAAAUAAAACAGGCCAGGGAAAGAAAUAUUUUGAAUAUUUAGAAGAAAUGGAUGCAAUCUUUAAAGGAAAGAAAAAUGUAAAUCCGGUUGUUCUACUCUCAAGCGAAUCUGUGCAGAAAAUGCCUGACAAUCAAUCAGAGGAGUCCCUAAAAUUCCCAGAAACUCCAAGAAAAGCCACUACAUUACAAGUACAAGAAGAUAGAUCAAAAGAGAAAAGGACCCCAUUGCUUAAUAGAAAUGUAACAUUAGUUCACAUGAGACGGGACAAAAAGGAAUAUUAUGAGGCUCGAUUGUUGAUAGAGAGGGAAAAAGUUGAUAUUCUAAAGGCUAAGGUUAAGCUUAUGGAAGAAAAGAAUACACUACUGGGGGAAAGAAAUGAAAUUUUAAAAAAGAAAAAAUGUGUUUUGUGUUCCCAGGAAUCUAUAUAGUUUGUUUUCCAAGUUAUUUUUAAUUUUCUUAUUCUUAUUUUUUUUAUUUUCCAAGUUAUUUAGGAGUAUUUACCAAAGAAUGUAGUUUUUGUUUAUAAUUGUUUUCAUUUGUGUAGGCUAAGGAAACUAUAAGACUGUUGCUGCAGGGUAUAAUGUAUAUUUUGUUGUUAAAAUAAAAUAUAAAAAAUGUAUUCACAUAUUAUUGAUUUUUUAUAAAAAUUGUUAAUGCACAUUUCAAAACUAUACAGUGUCACAGAAAAAGCAAGGCUAUUUUUAGCUUAAAAAAUACCAGAAUCAGAGCAAAUGUGUGGUGUUUAAAAUAUAUGUAAAAGAAGCUAUAUUUUCUAUGCUAAAUUUGUUAGAACAUCACAGUAAGGGGACAUUUUUAUAUGAAUUUCACUUCCCCUGAAAGCAAUGAAUGUUUUUGGAUGAAGGAAUGCUUACACACAACUUUCAUGUGCAAUAAAAGCAGAUUUAAUGUUUAAGGAAGCAAGAAAUUCAUUUAUAAAUGUGAUUCUUGUGAUUUUGUAACUGAAGAUAGCAUCUUGAUAGCACAAUUAUUUUGUUAAAAAUUAUUUCAAAAACCACAUUUGCACAUUUCAAUAGUUAUAAACGGCUCUUGAAAAGCCUGUCAUUUUAUAUAACUUCUAAAACAAAAAAAAAUGCGAAAUUUUAGUUUUAUUUAA
Messenger RNA from Sitophilus oryzae (rice weevil), 1577 nucleotides. RefSeq lists its product as uncharacterized. Bases 136 to 891 code for a protein of 251 amino acids. The record is from RefSeq and is a predicted model, not a curated record. The transcript is spliced from 2 exons. NCBI's taxonomy places the organism in Eukaryota, Metazoa, Arthropoda, Insecta, Coleoptera, Curculionidae.